AUGGCUGGGACAAGGGAGCUCCAGUGCCAGAUCCGCCAGGAAAUGGCGAGCAGGAUGGAGAAGGAGCUCGCAUCACCUCCAGAGCGCUGGGGGGAUUGUGAAGUUAUGAUCGACAUCAAUGAGCUUGCUGCCGAGCACGGUAAAGUUUUGAGGAUCUUUCCUUGUUUCUCUCUUCUUCCUAAUUACACAAGUGUAGGCCAUGCGCAGCUUGGAGUUUUUAAGCUAUCCAGAGACCACAAACUGUUAGCAUACACGAUCGACUUGGGUGGCAACGAGAUGUUCACAUUGUUUAUCAAAGACUUGGAAACUGAUAGCCUCCUCCUGGAGCACAAAACCGAUGGUGUAGUAAGUGUGCAGUGGGUUUUGUUGUGGAACUUGCGAUCUAAAGAUGAUGACAUUGCAAUUUAUCACGACGACAAUCCAAAGAACUUUGUUGAUGUUACAAGAACCAAAAACUGGCAGUACGUUUUGAUUAAUGUCAACUCAAAGACGUCCUCUGAGGUAAUUGCGUUUCACAAAUGUGUUGCUCGAGCCUCUACAGGACAGAUUUUUCUGGUAGAUCCGAAAACUUCAGCCACAACAUUGUGGAAAGUUGCAGAUAGAGUUGAUGGCAUCCAGUAUUUCGUGGAACACCAUGAAGAGCACCUGUAUAUUCUUACCAAUUUUUUGGGCGACAAGAAGCUAGCGUCGCUAGGAAACAACUAUCGGCUUGUCCGCUGCAAGACAGAUAGCUUGACCUCGAAGGCGUGGGAGGAGGUUGUCCCAGUCGAGAGCGAAAAUUGGAUAGAGGAUAUGGAUAUUUUUGCGAAGCAUUUGAUCUUAUACAGACGACAAAAUGGUCUUCCCAUUGUGCAUGUUUUCAACCUGGAUAGCCUGAAAACUCCUCCUUGGACUGUAAACCUUCCCUCCGGGAUAACAGUUCUUACUCCUGGAGCAAACUGUGACUUCAAUUCGUCUACUCUACGGCUGUCGAUAUCUUCACUGGUGAUUGGGCAUGUAACGAAAUCUGGAGAAAUAGCGGGGCCACGUACAUUGGAGCACAUGGUUGAUGUUUGUCUUCACUCGGAGGGAGACCGUCUUUUGUCUCAACGGCUUCUAAGAUCACUAAAAAAUCGCUUCGCUUCUACGAAAGAGGUCGGCGUGUUUGAGAUGGUCGACAACGGUUUACGAGCGGUAGAAAAUCCCAGUUUGAAGUUUCUUUCUGAUAGAACUGGGGAGGACACUAAUGCAUCAGCCACCGUUGGGGUGGCUUUGGAAGGAUCUCGGCCGCUGCUGGUUGAAAUCCAGCUUUCCAGGUUCAACGAGAGACCGGUGGUAGAUUCUUUGGAAUUUCCCGAGUUUCGAGUGAGCUGGACUGCCAAGAACAGUUUCUCUGACUUGCCAUGAUCUGACUUUAAAACCGAGAAGCGUAUCUGACAACGAUCAAAAGCUAAAGUUUUCUCCGGCAUGAACGCGCGUUUUGCAGGU
This is a messenger RNA of Selaginella moellendorffii, 1467 nucleotides long. RefSeq lists its product as uncharacterized. Lineage: Eukaryota; Viridiplantae; Streptophyta; Lycopodiopsida; Selaginellales; Selaginellaceae. The record is from RefSeq and is a predicted model, not a curated record. Gene Ontology annotation, molecular function: serine-type endopeptidase activity. Bases 1 to 1386 code for a protein of 461 amino acids. The transcript is spliced from 9 exons.